AUGAGUGCCGGAGGUGGAACCCCUUACAUUGGCAGUAAAAUUAGUUUGAUUUCCAAGGCCCAGAUUCGUUAUGAAGGAAUACUGUCUGCUGUGGACACGGAGCGCUCAACGGUGGCUUUGGCCAAAGUUAAAUCCUAUGGCACAGAGGACCGGCAUGCGGAGAGACCAGUGCCGCCAAAAGAUGAGAUCUAUGAAUAUAUAAUCUUCAGAGGAAGUGACAUCAAAGAUAUAACCGUGUCUGAACCCCCGAAGCCGCACUAUGGGCUGCAUCGAGACCCUGCCAUUGUUCAGUCAUCCAUGGGACCACCUUCUGGAUAUCACCCACGUUGGAGUCCCUGCAGAGAAAUGAUGCCCACCUUUAACCAAUUGGCUGCGAGUACCCUGCUGAGUCAGCAGUACAACGCAGCACUAGGCUUAAUGCCAGGACAUCACUGUACAGCCACUAGGGGACCUAUGGUGGAGCAGGCAGUUCAAACCAUGCCCUUGGCCACAGGUCCACAGAGAAAAGGAAAGGCUGCGAUCCAGCCACAGGGCAGGCUGCCUGUUCGUACAUAUCGGGGCCCGUCACGAGACGCCUCUCGGGUUGAGAAGGAAAAUGUACCCACCAGUCGAGCAAUAUCACAAUCAGCUGAGGCUAAGAUACAAGGCCAAGGUGCUGACAGACAGAAGGCAAGACAAAAACAAGCCAAUCGCAGAUCCAGAACCAGAAGUCGAGGUCAGCUCUUGGCAAAAAACUCCAAAGUUGCAUCUUUGGAGUUUGAGGCAGAUUUUGACUUUGAAACUGCAAAUGCUGAGUUUAGGGAUCAUCUCACAAAGGAGGCAACAGUCGACAAGCUGGACGUUGAGGAAGCACAAGACGUGGCGGAUGUGAAAGAGGGGGAAACCCUUGCAGAGAAGUACUACAAUAAAUCUAAAUGCUUCUUCGACAACAUUUCAUCAGAUCCUAAACCCAGGAGAACCACGUGGGCAGAGGAAAAAAAGCUAAAUAUGGAAACCUUUGGAGUGCCUGGUCGCUUCCUAAGAAGCAGAGGACUCGGACGUGGGCGCAAAGCAGAAGGCUCUGCAGAGCAGCGCAACCUCCCAAAGAUUGGGAAUGGAAGAGUGUGAACACUUUUUGUUAUUGCUACUGUAAUUAUAGUAUUGUUAUACUUUAAAUGAAUCUCCCUAACUUUAGCAACUUUUUU
Cyprinodon variegatus (sheepshead minnow) is the source of this 1184-nucleotide messenger RNA. RefSeq names its product protein LSM14 homolog B-B-like. The transcript is spliced from 8 exons. The coding region runs from base 1 to 1107 and encodes 368 amino acids. Gene Ontology annotation, molecular function: mRNA binding. The record is from RefSeq and is a predicted model, not a curated record. NCBI's taxonomy places the organism in Eukaryota, Metazoa, Chordata, Actinopteri, Cyprinodontiformes, Cyprinodontidae.